Messenger RNA from Cryptomeria japonica (Japanese cedar), 1148 nucleotides. RefSeq lists its product as uncharacterized. The record is from RefSeq and is a predicted model, not a curated record. NCBI's taxonomy places the organism in Eukaryota, Viridiplantae, Streptophyta, Pinopsida, Cupressales, Cupressaceae. The coding region runs from base 1 to 702 and encodes 233 amino acids. The transcript is spliced from 5 exons.
AUGGCCGGAUGGAACUAUGCUGUACAGGAAUCUUACAGGCAUAUUUUCUUUGAAUGUAAAUUUGCUCAGAAGGUGUGGGCUCUGUGUGGAGUAACUUAUUCCAAGUACAUUGAUAUUUUAGAAAUACUAACUGGAUAUAUUCAUGGUCUGUAUCACUAUGAUGAUCGAGAAGGAGAAAUUGAGCAGAUUCCUCAAGAUGGGUCACUCCGCUAUGAAUUAGCUUUGGCAGAACAGGAGUUCUUUGUUGAUUUUCAGUUGAUGGACAUGCAAGAGUCAAUGCGGCAAGAUACCUUGACACCAUUUGUUGAGGAAACCAUUUUACAAGUUAACAAAUGGGGAUUUAGCCUUGCAGAUUUACAAGUAAGGAAAAAACAGAUGAAGGGAAUCAAAUCAUGGUUUCAUUCACUGUUUAAUGAAGUCCAUGAAGAGUGGGAGGGAUUUCUUGGACCAAUACAUAUUUGGCAGGGCAUGGAUGACCGGAUCGUACCCUACCCCUUAAAUGAUUAUGCAAAACGUAUGGUACCUGGUGCCAUUCUUCAUAAGCUGAUUGGUGAAGGUCAUUUUUCAUAUUUUUAUUUUUGUGAUGAAUGCCAUAGAGAAAUAUUUAUUACGCUCUUUGGAAUUCCGAGAGGCACAUUGUCCAUUGAUCCUGAUCCAGAGACAGCCCAUGGUUCAGAGUCAGCUGAAGACGGAGAGUUGUAAAAAGAGAACUAAAUAACGUGAAAAAAAAAAAAUUUCUAAAUGGGAAUUCCGUUUAAGUUAUAAGUUCCCAAUGGAUUUUGGGAAUGGAAUUCUGUGCAGCAGAGUGACUGAGUCUAGGAAGAAAAGCUGUGGCUAUGUGGAAAAACUAUACUUGUAAAUUGAGGGAGCAUUCCUCUGUUGGGAAAUUGAACCAUAGCUUCGGAAUAGGAUAUGCAUGUUGUGCAUAUUUUAUCAUUCAAGUUGAAAGGAUUACCGAUGUGUGGGCCUGAGCUAAGCUUGUGGAAAGGCUUCAAGAAGUUGGAGGUUGAAAACGGAGAAUGAAUUGCAUAAAAAUGGCGUUUCCACAUUUCUCUAUGGCCAUUUCUUGUAACAGUUAUGGCAAAUGGAAUCUGGAACUCUGUAUUCAUAUUCUUCAUUUGAGCAAUAAAAUUUUCAGUUACCAAAAU